Messenger RNA from Juglans microcarpa x Juglans regia, 6385 nucleotides. Its product is annotated as putative callose synthase 8. The transcript has 41 exons. Gene Ontology annotation, cellular component: 1,3-beta-D-glucan synthase complex; plasma membrane. The record is from RefSeq and is a predicted model, not a curated record. Gene Ontology annotation, molecular function: 1,3-beta-D-glucan synthase activity. Lineage: Eukaryota; Viridiplantae; Streptophyta; Magnoliopsida; Fagales; Juglandaceae. Bases 360 to 6179 code for a protein of 1939 amino acids. Gene Ontology annotation, biological process: (1->3)-beta-D-glucan biosynthetic process.
UCGAUUUCACUCUCUGCAUUGCUUUCGCCCAGUCCCCCCGUCCACGCAUUGCACUUUGAAAGCUUUACGUUCUCAAAAGCCAGCCCCCUUCCCCGCCUCCCCUCCUCAUUUCUUCAGACCAAAGAGCAAAAGUCCAAAACAACAACCUAGCUUCAAAAGCAAAAGCAAAAGAUCACAAUCCUACUUUCUUCCAAUAUCACACCAGAAAGCUUUUGGAAAAAAAAAAAAGCAAACCAAACCAAAGCAAACCUCACUAAGAAAACGCCCAUUAACAAGGAUAUCUCCCUUAUAUACUCUGCACCCAUGUCUCCUUCCUCUCACUUUUCCAUAUUCCCAACGACCCUUCUGAGCUUAGUCCAAUGGACGAGAUUGUGGUUGCAGAGCCUAGCCAUGAAGUCGACACAGAGCACACCAUACGUGCUACCGGGACACUUACUGUUGGUUCUUGGCAUGAUCACGUUCCUGAGCCAUUUGGGAGUGAAAGGUUGCCUCGCAGUUUGGCAUCCGAAAUCCAAAGAUUUCUUCGCGUUGCCAAUUUGAUUGAAAGCGAGGAGCCUCGUAUUGCUUAUAUUUGUCGCUUUCAUGCCUUUGAAAUAGCGCAUAACAAGGACCACAAUUCGAUUGGGCGGGGUGUUCGACAAUUCAAAACUUCACUACUUCAACGACUUGAACAGGAUGAAGAUCCUACAAAAAAGAAAAUGAAGAUAAAAAGUGAUAUACGCGAACUCAAACGUGUAUAUUGUGCAUACAAGGACUAUCUGACCAAAAAUCGUGAAGUAACUGAUUUAGGAAAUAGGGACCGAGAGAGGUUGAUAGAUGCAUCUAAAAUUGCUGCUGUUCUGUAUGAAGUGUUGGAGGCGGUUACAAAUGCAGAUGGUCCCCAGGCCCUUGAUGAAAGAUUUGAGUUCAACAUUCUACCACUUGAUCAUGGAGGUAUUCGGCAACCAAUUAUGCAACUACCUGAGAUUAAGGCUACAAUUGCAGCCAUCCGCAAUAUUCGUGGCUUACCUUCAGCCCAAGAUUUUCAGAAACAUGGGACAGUAAGAGAUUUGUUUGACUUUCUUCAGUUUUGGUUUGGGUUUCAGAAAGGUAAUGUAGCUAACCAGAGGGAGCAUCUGAUUCUACUCCUUGCUAACAUGCACAUUCGGCAAACCCAUGAUCAGAAAUCUAACUCAAAGUUAGGGGAUGGUACGGUGGACGAAUUGAUGAGAAAAUUCUUUGAAAAUUAUAUAAAUUGGUGCAAAUUUUUGGGGAAAAAAAGCAACAUUCGGUUGCCUUGUGUUAAGCAAGAAGCCCAACAAUACAAGCUUUUAUAUAUAGGGCUUUACCUUCUUAUAUGGGGGGAGGCGGCAAACUUGCGGUUCAUGCCCGAGUGUCUCUGUUAUAUUUUUCACCAUAUGGCAUAUGAGUUGCAUGGAAUGUUAACUGGUGCUGUUAGCUUGAUAACUUGGGAGAAGGUUAUGCCAGCAUAUGGAGGGGAGUCUGAAUCCUUCCUUAACAAUGUAGUUACCCCACUAUACAGGGUUAUAAGCGAGGAAGGUAAGAAAAGCAAAAGGGGGACAGCUGACCAUUCUACGUGGAGAAACUACGAUGAUCUGAACGAGUACUUCUGGUCUCCUAGCUGUUUCGAAAUAGGUUGGCCCAUGCGCCUGGACCACAAUUUCUUUUGUGUACAGCCUUCAAAAAAACCUAAAGCUAAGAAUGCUCCAGUAUCACGUUCUACUGUAGAAGAAAGGAGGAAGCAAGAAGGGAACAAAGAUGAAGAACUGGGGGAUUCCGGGGAGGAAGCUCGUGAACAAAAAUGGCUAGGAAAGACAAAUUUUGUUGAGAUCCGUUCAUUUUGGCAGAUUUUUAGGAGCUUUGAUAGAAUGUGGAGUUUUUUUAUUCUUUCCCUUCAGGCAAUGAUAAUUAUGGCGUGCCAUGAUUUGGGAUCUCCAUUUCAAUUGUUCAACACAGCAAUAUUUGAGGACGUUAUGAGCAUCUUCAUUACUUCUUCAAUCCUUAGACUCAUACAAGCAAUUCUUGACAUAGCAUUUACAUGGAAAGCUAGAGGCACAAUGGAAUUCUCCCAAAAGAUGAAACUUUUGAUGAGGAUGGCUGUCGCAGUGAUAUGGACUAUUGUUCUUCCUGUAUGCUAUGCUAAAUCGAGAAGAAAAUAUACUUGUUAUUCUGCACGAUAUGGGAGCUGGCUUGGAGAAUGGUGCUUUUCUUCUUAUAUGGUUGCUGCUGCAAUUUACUUGAUAACAAAUGCAGUUGACACAGUGUUAUUUUUUGUUCCUGUUGUGAGCAAGUAUAUUGAGGUCUCCAAUUGGCGGAUAUGGACAAUUUUAUCAUGGUGGACACAGCCUAGAAUCUACGUUGGACGUGGAAUGCAAGAAAGCCAAGUUUCAGUGUUGAAGUACACCUUGUUUUGGAUACUAGUACUGUUAAGCAAAUUUUUGUUCAGCUACUAUUUUGAGAUAAAACCACUCAUGGCUCCGACAAAACAAAUCAUGAAAAUUGGCGUGAAAAGUUAUGAAUGGCAUGAGCUCUUUCCAAUAGUCAAAAGUAAUGCUGGUGCAAUUGUUGCUGUAUGGGCUCCUAUAAUAGUUGUGUAUUUUAUGGACACACAGAUUUGGUACUCUGUUUUCUGUACAAUCUUCGGUGGAGUCUAUGGCAUUUUGCAUCACAUUGGAGAGAUUCGGACAUUGGGAAUGCUGAGAAGUAGAUUUCACUCAUUGCCUUAUGCGUUUAACUUACGUCUUAUUGCACCCUCAUCACGGAAUGAUGACAAGAAAAGAAUCAGGUUUUUUCAGAAUAGAUUUCAGAGGGUGUCGGAGAAUGAAAAAAAUAGUUUUUCAAGGUUUGCCCUAGUAUGGAACCAAAUUAUCAACAAAUUUCGAUUAGAGGAUUUGAUAAGCGACAGGGAGUUGGAUUUAAUGAAAAUUCCUAUGGCAUCAGAAACAUUUUCUGGCUCAGUUUGUUGGCCGGUUUUCCUUCUAGCUUAUAAGUUUUCAACAGCUUGGAGCAUUGCAAAAGAUUUUGAGGGAAAGGAUGAGGCUCUAUUCAGAAAGAUUAAAAAAGAGGAAUGCAUGUACCAUGCUGUAAAGGAGUGCUACGAGUCAUUGAAGUACAUCCUUGAAAUUCUUGUUGUGGGAAAUCUGGAGAAAAGGAUCAUAUCUGCCAUAGUAAAUGAAAUUGAAGAAAGCAUUGGAAAAUCAAGUCUCCUUCAGGACUUCAGGAUGAAAGAGCUCCCAGCUGUGCUAGAAAAAUGUGUCGAUUUAGUUGAACUUCUGGUUGAGGGGAAUGAAAGCCAUUAUGACAAAGUUGUGAAAGCUCUCCAAGAUAUAUUUGAGGUUGUAACCAAUGAUAUGAUGACUAAUUGUUCCAGGAUAAUGGAUUUGCUCUAUUCACCCCAAAACAUAGACAAGAGUUAUGGUGAUUUUUCUAGAAAAAUUGAACCGCAAUUAUUUGAGUCAUCUGCUAGCACAAGAUCCAUCCACUUCCCUUUGCUAAAUAGAGGCCCACUGAAUGAACAGAUCAAGCGCUUUCAUUUCCUGCUUACUGUCAAAGAUGCAGCAAUGGACAUACCGGCAAACUUAGAGGCAAAAAGGCGUAUUUCAUUCUUUGCUACUUCUCUCUUUAUGGAUAUGCCCAAUGCUCCUAAAGUACGAAAUAUGCUGUCAUUCAGCGUUAUAACUCCACACUACAUGGAAGAUAUUAAUUAUUCAGUGGAGGAUCUCCAAUUAAGCCAGCAAGAGGUUUCCAUCAUCUUUUACAUGCAAAAGAUAUUUCCAGAUGAGUGGAAACACUUUUUGGAACGCACGGGUUGUGAAAACCUCGAGAGACUAAAAGUGGAGAGAAAUGAGGAAGAGCUAAGAAAUUGGGCUUCAUUCCGAGGUCAAACAUUAAGCAGAACAGUUAGAGGAAUGAUGUAUUAUAGAGAAGCCUUAAAAUUACAAGCAUUUCUUGACAUGGCAGAGGAGGAAGAUAUCCUUGAUGGUUAUGAGACUGCUACAAAAGGAAACCGUCCAUUAUCAGAUCAACUAGAUGCGCUAGCAGACAUGAAAUUCACAUACAUUAUUUCUUGUCAAUCAUUUGGAUCACAAAAAGCUUCUGGAAAUCCCCAUGCGGACGACAUAGUUGACUUGAUGAAAAGGUACCCAUCUCUCCGUGUUGCUUAUGUUGAGGAGAAAGAAGAGAUUGUUGCAGACAAGCCUCAGAAGGUUUAUUCUUCUUUGUUGGUUAAAGCUGUCAAUGGUUAUGAACAGGUAAUAUAUCGCAUAAAGCUUCCUGGUCCACCUGAUAUUGGAGAAGGGAAGCCUGAAAAUCAAAAUCAUGCUAUAAUCUUCACCCGUGGUGAAGCUCUCCAAGCAAUUGAUAUGAACCAGGAUAAUUAUUUGGAAGAAGCACUCAAAAUUAGAAAUCUUCUGCAAGAAUUUCAUCAGCACCAAGGCUGUAGGCCUCCUACAAUUCUUGGUUUAAGAGAGCACAUAUUCACGGGAAGUGUUUCUACUCUAGCAUGGUUCAUGUCAUAUCAAGAGACCAGCUUUGUCACCAUUGGUCAACGGCUUCUUGCCAGUCCUCUCAGGGUACGAUUCCACUAUGGGCAUCCAGAUGUAUUUGACAAGGUAUUUCACAUCACAAGAGGUGGCAUAAGCAAAGCAUCCAAAACAAUUAACUUAAGUGAAGAUGUCUUUGCUGGAUUUAAUUCUACUUUACGUCGGGGAUGUAUUACAUACCAUGAGUACAUGCAAGUUGGCAAAGGUCGUGAUGUAGGCCUAAAUCAGAUCUCGAAUUUUGAAGCAAAGGUUGCUAAUGGAAACAGUGAACAAACUUUAUCUCGUGAUGUUUACCGCCUUGGACGUCAAUUUGAUUUCUUCCGGAUGCUAUCUUGUUAUUUUACAACCAUUGGGUUUUACUUCAGUAGCCUGAUAUCAGUAAUUGGGAUUUAUGUGUUCCUCUACGGCCAGCUCUACCUUGUUCUUAGUGGACUGGAGAAAGCCUUUCUUCUUGAGGCUAAAGUGCGGAACCUACAAUCCUUAGAAACAGCUCUUGCCUCCCAGUCAUUUAUACAGCUUGGCCUCCUAACAGGCUUACCAAUGGUGAUGGAGAUUGGACUUGAGAAAGGGUUUCUCACAGCCCUUAAAGAUUUUGUCCUCAUGCAAUUGCAACUGGCUUCUGUUUUCUUUACUUUCUCCCUUGGAACAAAAACUCAUCAUUAUGGCCGAACAAUUCUGCAUGGGGGGGCUAAGUACAGACCCACUGGGCGUAAGGUCGUGGUGUUUCAUGCCAGCUUCACUGAAAACUACAGAUUGUAUUCAAGAAGCCACUUUGUGAAAGGAUUUGAACUAUUGCUCUUGUUGAUUGUCUAUGAUUUGUUUCGGAGGUCAUACCAGAGCAGCAUGGCUUAUAUGUUAAUCACUUAUGCCAUUUGGUUCAUGUCAAUCACUUGGUUGUUUGCACCAUUUCUUUUUAAUCCCUCUGGUUUCAGUUGGGGCAAGAUAGUAGAUGACUGGAAAGAUUGGAACAAAUGGAUCAGGCAGCAGGGUGGCAUAGGAGUUCAACCGGAUAAAAGUUGGCAAUCAUGGUGGGAUGAUGAGCAAGCUCAUCUUCGUCAGUCAGGGUUGAGUUCUAGGUUGAUUGAAAUACUUCUCUCUCUUAGGUUUUUCAUUUAUCAGUACGGUCUGGUAUAUCACCUUGACAUCUCCCAACAGAGCAAAAACUUUCUGGUUUAUGUGCUUUCAUGGGUUGUGAUUCUUGCAGUUUUCCUAUUAGUCAAGGCAGUUAAUCUCGGUAGGCAACUGUUCAGUGCUAAUUAUCAUCUGUGGUUUAGACUAUUCAAAACAUUCCUCUUCCUGGGCGUUCUAGCCAUUAUGAUCACUCUUUCCAUUGUCUGUGAUCUAUCCUUGAUGGACUUAAUCGUGUGCUGUCUCGCAUUUUUGCCAACCGGAUGGGGUCUGAUCUUGAUUGCACAAGCUGUGAGGCCUGCAAUAAGGACUAGUGGAUUGUGGUACUUCAUCCGAGUACUUGCUAGAGCUUAUGAUUAUGGAAUGGGUGUUGUUCUUUUCGCACCCGUAGCUGUUUUGGCAUGGCUCCCAAUUAUAUCUGCCUUCCAGACUCGUUUCCUUUUCAACGAGGCAUUCAAUAGGCACUUGCAAAUCCAACCAAUUCUUGCAGGGAAAAAGAAGCAAAAAUAAUCAUCGUAUAUACAUAUGUAACUAUGAUGAGUCUGUGUACAUGUAUGAAGUCAAGUUGAUCAUAGAAAAAUACUGCAUAUAUGAUGCUGUAUUGAUUCAUACCAGCUUUGCAAUUGACAUUAUAGAAACACAAGUUUGAUUCUUGUCAAAGAACUCGAGAUGUACUUGAAUUGUUUGUAAUGAUCAAAUAAACAAAAUAAGUGCUA